AUGCUGUCCCGCAAGGCCGUGGCCUUUCUGCUGGUGUUGCAUGCAGCCACCAUGCUGGCUUCCCAGACGGAAGCCUACAUUCCCAUCUUCACCUACGGCGAAGUCCAGAGGAUGCAGGAAAAGGAGCGGUACAAAGGGCAAAAGAAAUCCCUGAGUGUACAGCAGAGGUCCGAGAAGGUGGGCCCUCUGGACCCUGCAGAGCCCUCGGAGGAAGAAGAAAAGGAAGUUAUCAAGCUGACUGCUCACGUGGAAACUGGAAUGAGGAUGAACUCCAGGCAGCUGGAAAAGUACCGGGCCACCCUGGAAGGGCUGCUGCGUGAGGUGCUGCUGUCCAGCCAGAACGCCAAGUGACAGGUCACCUGCGGGAGAAGCUAGAUGGAACUCGGAUCCCCCCACCCCCCAUCCAGAGAGGCCCCGGG
Eubalaena glacialis (North Atlantic right whale) is the source of this 419-nucleotide messenger RNA. It is a transcript of the gene MLN, whose product is annotated as motilin. Gene Ontology annotation, cellular component: extracellular region. The transcript is spliced from 4 exons. Gene Ontology annotation, molecular function: hormone activity; motilin receptor binding. Lineage: Eukaryota; Metazoa; Chordata; Mammalia; Artiodactyla; Balaenidae. The coding region runs from base 1 to 351 and encodes 116 amino acids. The record is from RefSeq and is a predicted model, not a curated record.